AUUUCAAUGAUAUUUAUUUCAAUAAUAUUAUUUCCUUGAAACAUACCUUAUAUUUUCCAAUUCAUACAUAUUCUAAAAUAUAUUUCUUCCAAUGACCAUUUUCCUCAAAAUACUUAUUCCAAUGGUUUAUUGUUUCAAAAAAUGUGGAACCAAGCUUUUUAGAACAUUUUGUUUAUGGAACAAGAGCUAAUUUCCCAUUCGACAUUCAUUCACCCAACGCCAUAAUCUUAUCAUUUCCAGACAAUAGCUUAUCACCUUAGAAGAACAUAAUAUUAUGUAUAGUUAAAUAUUAAAAACAAGAAUAUUUGAAAGAAUAUAUUAAAAGUUUUUUUAUAGAAUAUAAUAAAAUACCAUUUAAUGUUUAAUCAUACCAUAAAUUCUUAUUUAUUUUAAUGUCUAAAAACGAACAUUUUACUUAUUUUUGUGUUUGUGGUCAAGCUUAUAAAAACAAAUCUCUAGUUCGCAAACAUGUAAGUGUUUGUAAAUAUGUUCAAAACCAGUAUAAUCUUGAUGUUAAUUAUCCAGUAAAAGAAGAUUUAUUACAACUAUCAAAUAUAAAAUGUGAAACGCAAUCUGUUAAUCAUAACCAAAGUACUUAUAAGGAUCAGAAAAUUGAACGAUUUAAAUGCGGAUGUGAAAAACGAUUUAAGUCUAAAGGUGGUUAUUACAGACACAUAAAAAAAUGUAAAUUACGCCCAGAACACCAAGUUGUAACUGGCAAAACUAAAUGCAAUGAACCUGAAUGUUUAUUAACAUUCAAGUACAUUAGAGACUUUCGUCAACAUUUAACUGAAAAACAUGAAAUACAAUUUGAUGUUGAAGAUAAAAAGUUCAAUAAAUAUACUGGUAAUUUUAAUUUAAUUUGUGUUAUUUAUUUUGUAUGAAAACUUAAUUUAAAUUAUUAUGAAUGAUUUAUAUAAAUAAUUUUGUCUGUUUAAAAAUUUACUUAUCUACAAGAUGUCCAUUUUUCAAAAUUGUUGAAAAGGAAAAACCAUAGAUAGGUAUAUAUUAUAUUCAAGACUAAUGGGACUUAAUGCCUAGAAUUGAUUGAUCCAGACAAGUCCAUAUUACUGUUUUCUCUGAAAAAGUCUGAAUAAACAAAAAUUAAUUUUCUUCAACAGAGUAGUAUCAUUAUUAAUUUUUUUUUAAAAUUUGUUUCAAGUUAAACCAAAAUUAAUUUUACACCAUCAGGUCUCGUACUGUAUUUUCAUUCAUACGUUGAGAACUUUUAUUAACAAAUUGAAUGACCGGCUGGGACAUGCUCUUAAAACUGGGGGGCGAAUGGCAAGCCUAAUUAUAGGUACUUAAUUCUCAUAUAUGUUUAGGUUUUUUGGAUACACUCAACUUUUAUUAUAAUUCUGAAAUGUUUUAUCUAUCAUAUUUUCUUUGGGCGUAGAUUCAAUACUUCUUUUGGCAAAUUACUAUUUCCCUGAAAACUUAAGAAGAUGUAUUUUUGAAUUUUGUAAUUGGUUUUUCAUAUUUUCUUUCUUUGUUUAUUCAACAACACUAAUGUAUAGACAGUGGUGUCAUUUUAAUUUUUUUUUUAAUAUGCAUGUGAUUACGCAUGCCACAAACCUUGUUUAGAAUUAUCAACACAACAAAAAUGAAAUAAUCCACAUAAUAUUUUAUAACAUAUAUAUUAAACCAUAUAAUUUUUUUAUUAAUUAUUAUAUAUUAAUAUAUUAUAUUAUAAUAUAAUAUAAUAAUAUGUAAUAAUAUAAUAUAUUAUUACUAAUAUAUUAAUAUAAACACCCUAAAGGGUAAAUGUACAAAUAUCAAUAAUUACAAUAUUAUUAUUAGGUAGUUACUGAAAACUAAAUUAAUUAAAAGCAUUAAAAAUAUUAAUGUUUAGUUCAGAACAUGUAUUAUAAAAAAAAAAUUAUAUUAAACAUCAAGUAUUAACUAGGGCCCAGAAUGUGAUGCAUUUACAUCUUUUUUUAUAAUGUUUACAUUCAAUCCUAGUCUUUAUAGAAAUUUGACUUAAUCAUGCAGAAUUCAAUAGUACACAAUUCACUAGGCAUUUUUUCAGUAUUAUUUUUUUAUUAAUUAUGGUGUAUUUUAUGCAUUGUCCUACUAUUUGUAGGUUUAUUUACAUUUUCUUUGUUUAAAAUCUGGCCUAUACAUUGUACAUACAUAAUGACGAGCAGUACACAAAUACUGAUGGAAUAGAUGGGGAAGAGAUGGGUUGAGGAAGCACCAGUGCAUACAGUACAUUUUCAGCUUGCCUCAACUUAAAGCACAAUAUGCUCUCACAUGUGGCGUUAAAUGUACAAAAUUUAAUAUUUAUUUGUCUGAAUACCUAAUUUUAAUUUAACUUCCUUUUUACAGUUUAAUUAGUACAAAAAUAGAAAACAAGCAAAAGAUAAAAUAUUUAUUUUAAGGAAGAUAAAAGGUUCAUAGAAUUAUAUUUGUUAAUUACAUUAUUAAUUUAUUGUUAUUUUUUUAAAAUCAGUUUUUGAAAGCAUUGAUGAAUUUUAUUUCUUUUUUUCAAAUAAAAUAAUCAUUUUUUUCGUGUAAUUUGUUUAUAUUUUCAGGUUACCAUGUUCUGGGUCCUAGUAAUAAUUAAAUAAUGAAGUUUCAUUCACCAACCAUCACAAUUAUAAAGAACUUGAUAAUCAUGAACAAUGUCUAUAUAUAAUAUCUUAAUCAUGUUUUUAAUUUAAAAAUAAAAUAUGUAGACUGGUAUUGCUCAAGCCAUAAGAAUAUUUGAGAUUGUACGCAUGUAGCAAGCUUAAGUUGUCUAAAUUGUACUUUAGAGAAGUCAUUUUUUGAUUUUCGACGCCAUUUUUUAAAUAAAAGCACUUAAGUGGGAAAAUAACAUAUAAUUUCACUAUUUCAUUAUUUUACAAAAAUACAGAAGAUGUUUUCUACCAAAAAAAAAUGAUUUAAUUGAAAAAUCACAUGAUACCUUUUUUGUUGACUAUUUGAUUUUUUGAGGUAAUUUGGUUAUAAAUAUACAUAGAUACUUGAAACUUGGUAAUAAUACUUAUAUUGGAUUUACCUAGACGUGGUCAAAUUUCCAAAAUCAUAGGAUGACUUUUUUUUUUAAAUUAGUGUUUUGAGAUUAAAUUUAAACAAAAAUCGCAAAAAAAUAAUACGACACUUCAAAUUAUAUAUUACUGAAUUGUGCUUGGAAUCAAGCAUUGGUUUAUUGUUGCUUACAGAUACUAAUGAAAUAACUUUAUUUAUCCUACCUUCCCAACUUCUCACCUACAACAGUAGUCACUCUCGUCUCCAGUACCAGCUUAUUUUUUUUUUUUCUAGAUGCAAUAUAAAAUUUAAAAUUGUUUUAAUAUUAUGUCUAUUUCAUUUAUACCAUAAUAUAUCAACAAUUAGAAUUUCAAAGUAAAAUAAAGUAAUUUAUCUAUUCAAAAUUUGAAUUGCGAACAAUUGCUUAAAGUUGUUAUACUAAUUUAUAUUGAAUAUAUUGUUUAUUUACUUUUUCAGAAUUUUUACGUUGGAAAGAAAACUAUGAAACAAAAACUUGCAGUUGCUAUUAUCAUCGUAAAACUGAAACACGUAGUGGACGUAAAGUAGAAUAUUGGUAUUGUAAUCGUUCAGGUAUGUAUCAAAGUUCAGCACACAGUCGAAGGCGAAAAUUAAAAUCACAAGGGAUUCUUAAAAUCAACAACAAUUGCACAUCUUCAAUGACGCUAACUAUAAAUGAAAUUGAGGACACAGUUCAAGCUAGGAUAUAUCAUACCCAUUAUGGACAUGAAGCCGAAUUAAUACAUUUACGAAUUCCUAAAACUGAUAAACAAGAGAUAGCUUCUAAACUAUUAGAAGGUGUUAAAAUUGAAGACAUAUUGUUGAUGUAUAAAGGAGAUGGUUCAUCUAAACCCCUUGAACGGAAACAUUUAAUAAAACGUAGAGAUAUAUUAAACAUUUCAAGAAAGUAUAAUGUCAAAAUUUUAUUGCCUAAAUUAAGACAAACUUCUAAAAAUAAAUAUGAACUUAUUCAAAAAAUGAUUGAAACAUCUCCUAAUGUAUCCCUAUAUACUUUGGAGAAUAAUAAAAGACAUAUUGUUGCAUCACAACUCUCGUUAUCAUUAGUACAUCCAAUUUAUGAAAAUGCUUGGAAAAUUUCUAUGGGAAAUAAUUCAUCUACAACUUCCUCUUUUAAUAUCUAUAACGAAUAUAUCUAUCAUGUUACUAAAAAUAAAUUAUCAUGUAACGAAAAUUGUACAUCAUAUUCCUGUUGUAACAUAUGCUAUCAUUCAUACUCUUGUACAUGUAAUGAUUUUUUAUCAAAAAAGAUAAUAUGCGAGCAUAUUCAUUUGGUUGUACUUUAUCAAGCAACUCCACAGACUUAUCAGUGUGAAGAUAAUAAAGACAAAUGUUUACAUUUUAAUACAGAUCAUACAUCAUAUACACAAAAAAGUAUAAAAUCUUCUAGUCUAACACGAUCUACUGAAAACGUCCAUUUAAGUAAAGAUAUUACAGAAAAUAUUGAUUAUACAUUUAACAAACAAAAUAGAAAAUCAGAAAAACUUAAAAACCUGAAAAGUAGAGUGGAAAAAAUAGUGUUGGAGACACUACAAAAAGUCAAUGAAUGUAGUAAUUGUGAUUUAUUAGAAAAUAUAGAGAAACAAAUGACUAAUAUAGCAUGCAAUUUAAAUACAGACUUAAUAGAGAGGAAAACAAAAAGUAAUGAAAUGAAAACCAUUGUUCCAGAAAAAAAUAUUGAAAUGUAUUAUGUAUAUUGAAUAAUAAAAUACUGUAUAAAAUAAAAAUAUGAAAAAAACUUUGGCUUGGAGUAUUCUAUAAGAAUAAUGGUUAUUUUAGAUUAUUAUUUUAUGUUCCUGUAUUUUAAUGGUGUGUCCAGUAAAAAAUGUAUGAACAUUUUUUAACUUUUUCAUUUAAUAAAUAAAUAAAUAAUUCAUAAAUAAGAAUGAUUUAAUUUUAAAGAUAUUAUUUUACAUUUCAUAUUUAUGUACUUCUUAUUUUUUUAUAAAUUAACUUUUGAAGUAAACAUUGGAUGUUAUUUGAUUCAUUAUUAGUUAUUACAUUUGAAAGAUGGUACAAAUAUAAAAUAGGAAACAUUAGACUUUAUUAUUUAGUGUUGAUCUAUUCUAUCCAAUGCUUCUAUUGUAAGAACGCUAUCUCCUCUUAUUACCUGUAAAAAAUAAAAAUAUUUGUAAGUAAUUCAUACGAAAAUUUAAGGAUAUUAAUUAAGUAAUAUUAACAUACCACCAUGCCAAUACUAUUAACAAUACCAUCUUUGAUUUUUUCUACAGUUUCAUCUAAAACAAGGUUCAUAAAUGGGUCAAAGCCACGUAGUACUCCAGAAACUUGUCUAUUGGCAUUUAGUUUCA
Molecule: messenger RNA, 5315 nt
Organism: Cinara cedri
Lineage: Eukaryota; Metazoa; Arthropoda; Insecta; Hemiptera; Aphididae
Source: the annotation of a GenBank genome assembly